ACAAUAAAUUAUAAACAAUGGAGUUAACUUGUCAUUUACCAUAUUGUUUCUUAUCAGAAUAGUUAACAAGGAAUAUAUCUCACUCAUAUAAUUUAAAUUUGUACUUUGGUCGAAAGUGUUUUGGAAUAGGAUAUAAUUUUUAAAAGUUAUAAAUUCUUUCGUUUGUACAAUAUACUUCAGGAAUGCCAGACGUUAAAAUCACGCAGCACAUGCUUAAUAAUAUCGAAUACGAUCGUGAUUACUCUGUGCAAAGUCAAAAAGUUUCUGGAAAGAUGGCUGACGUUGGUUGCAAAUGCACACCAACGGUUUUAAUUGUUGGUGAUAGAGCUGAUUUAAAUGCUGCUGCUUAUCAUUUAGCACAAUCAUUGCAAUCCCCAUUAGCUACUGAGGUUAUAAUUACUGUGCUUGUGGCUGAGUCGAUCCGUAAAUCAUUUUUGGAGCGCUUACAGUCGCAACUCAAAGCGAUUCCGGCUGAAGCUGCGCAGGAUGUAGAACGAAAUAGAGUUUUAGCUUUGAUAAACAAGAACAGUUGGGAGACCAUAUCUGUCAACGAGUUGGGAGCCAAUUCACCAGUGAUCGUAUGCGAUGUGACCCAUGAGCAUUUGGGAACCGGUUACAAUGGAAUUGCCACGCUACACACUUUUCGCACUGUACAGGAAGCAAUUAGCUUAUGUGGAAAAGAAACAUUAAAAGCCGUUAACGCAUCCAUUUGGACAAGUAAUCACGCAAGUGCCUAUGAAAUAGCAUUAAAGAUUUCUUGCGAGAAUGUAUUUAUUGACUGCCAUCAAAUAUCUUUGGAACCAUUGCACAAGGCCUCUUCAGCUCCCGGUAAUGCGAAUUGUGCAUUGAUUGAAAAUAAUUAUCACUACGAAACACUAAUAUUAAAUAAUGGAAGGAAAAAUAUAGUAUUCCCAAUUGGGACCACUAUUACCAAUUAAAGGAUAUGCGAAAGAUCAGAUAAGGCCUUGGAUACGGUAUUUGUAACUGUUUAGUGCCUUUUCGAAAUUUUGUAACUAACUUUUAACAAUCCACAAUAUUAAUAAAUUCUUUUAUAAAUCUUUGGUUGUUUUUGAAAAAAAAGACAAACGGAAAUUUUUGUGUCUAAAAUACAUAUAUCUGUAUGAAGAAUUAUAUUAACUCCAAUUUAAACUCCUUAUAAAAUUUGAUAUAGAUUUGGGCUUAUAUACUAACCGGAUUAACUAUAGUCUUAUAAGAGUUCUUACACAGAUCUAAAUAAUAAUUAAUGAGAGGCUGGCAACUCUAUAGAAUCAGCUGUUUAUGCUAUUCAACUAGUUUUCCUUUCUCUUUUCUGUUGAUUUUUUUAUUAUAAACAAAAUUUUAUUCGUGUUCAUUGAAUUUAGUCAAGUUCUUAAGCUGGUUGUGUGUAAUGUGUUUACUAAUUUUUAAUUGUGUUUUGAUAAGUUUUAACUAGUCGAUUGGUGAUAAGCUAAAAAUGUUUCGCACAAAGAAUUCGCGUGGCGUCACUACUGCCGUAGAUGUAGGUGCUGGAUUUGUUCGCAAUUAUGCAGCGGAAGAUUAUGAUGAUGACGACAACACUUUCCAUAAUAACGCAGACAGCAAUCGCAGAGCAGCCAACAGUAAUGAAGAUAGCGAAGUUUCCGACACAAAUGAAGGGAGCUCUGUAGAUACGCCUCUUAUUAGUGGAGUUGAAGAUGAUGGCGAAUUUCCUAAAGCUCGACAUAUUUUCGGUUUAAUGGGUUUUCUUGGUUUCGCAGUAGUUUAUGCAAUGCGCGUUAAUUUGUCUGUAGCUAUUGUGGCUAUGGUAAAUCAAACAGCAAUACCUCAAGAUAAUUCCACCAGCGUCGAUGAUACGUGCCCAGUACCAACACCAACUAACACUACUACACCAUCUAAGGAGGGAGAUUUUUUGUGGGAUGAGGCCACUCAGGGUCUAGUUUUAGGAUCGUUCUUUUACGGUUAUGUGCUGACGCAAGUACCUGGCGGUCGAUUAGCAGAGCUAAUGGGUGGAAAACUGAUUUAUGGCUAUGGUGUAUUAAUAACUGCAAUUUUUACUCUCCUAACACCUAUCGCCGCAUAUUGGGAUUUACCAAUGCUAGUGAUUGUUCGUGUGUUAGAAGGCAUGGGCGAAGGUGUCACCUAUCCAGCGAUGCAUGCAAUGUUAGCACACUGGAUUCCACCCCUCGAGCGGAAUAAAUUCGCCGCCAUUGUAUAUGCUGGUUCUAACAUAGGUACAGUGAUUUCAAUGCCACUAACGGGAUGGCUCUGCUCUUUGGAGUUUCUCGGAGGAUGGCCCUCAGCAUUUUACAUAUUUGGCUUACUUGGCAUAGUAUGGUUUAUAUUUUGGAUGUAUCUCGUGUACGACAAGCCAAGCGUACACCCGCGUAUAUCUUACAAAGAGCGUGAUUAUAUAGAGCGCAGUAUUCGAACAAUGCAACCACGCAAUUAUGAUGAAUUGUUGUCCGAAACCGAAAAUGAUGUAAUACAAACAACGAAUGAGGUGAUACCAUGGAGUUCCAUUUUCACAUCGCUGCCGUUAUGGGCAAUCUUAAUAACACAAUGCGGACAAAGUUGGGCCUUUUAUACUCAAUUGACCGAACUACCCACCUAUAUGAGUAAUAUUCUGCACUUUGACAUCCAAUCGAAUGCAAUGUUAAACGCGAUACCUUACUUCACGAGCUGGAUAGUGGGCAUUGUGUGUUCCGGUUUGGCCGAUUGGAUGUUGGAACGUCGCUAUAUUUCUCUACUCAACUCGUACAAAUUAUGGAAUUCAAUAGCGUCCAUUAUACCAUCGAUUGGACUUUUAGCCACAGGUUAUGUGGGCUGCAAUUGGGUAUGGGUUACAGUGAUGUUGGCCGGUGUUGGUUCCUUUGGAGGCGCAGUAUACGCAGGCAAUCAAAUGAACCAUAUUGCGCUAAGUCCACGCUAUGCGGGCACUAUGUAUGGCCUUACUAACUCGGCGGCCAACAUAUGCGGCUUCUUAGCCCCGUAUGUGAUUGGACUAAUAAUAAACCAUCAUGAGACACUAGCACGAUGGCGUAUUGUAUUCUGGCUGGCGACAGCAGUAAAUAUCGGUGGAAAUUGCAUCUAUUUAAUAUUCGCUAGCGCCACUGAACAGAGUUGGUCACGAAAUCCGCGUCUUGCUACAGCCAACACCAUCCGUUCCUAAAUUGAUGUCUUAAAUUGGCAUUUGGUUAAAUUGAGAAAACAAUUCCGUGAUACACGAUUGGAUGCUAUUAUUUCUUGAGUACCUACGCAAAUGUGUGAUAAUUUAAUAUUUCCAUUUUAACGAAGGAAUUCUACAAGCUGUGUGAAUAUAUCUAUGAAUAAUAUAAUACCAAAAAUUACACACAAAAAAAAAAAAAAAAAUCAAACUAUAACUACCAAUUGAGUAAAGUGCUCAAAUUUAUAAUUCCUUAGUUUGUAUGUAUUGAAACUAUUUAUAUAAAGUCUGUGGUAUAAUUUUACGUUGUAAUCGUUUCCAUCAUUCAUAAAAAAGAAUAAUUGGAAUUGAAAAUUCACUAUAAACUAUAUUACUUUUUCUUUGAAAGUAUGUUAGGAUAUAAGUUCCUUUAUAACUGAUGACAACGAUAAAUCAUUCCAGUUAUUCUAUGUAAGUUUUAAACAAAAUAAUAAUUUAUGCUGUUAAUAAAGUGAAACUGUGCUCUUGUAAAAAAUAUAUAUAAAAUUGCAUUCAAUAA
This is a messenger RNA of Bactrocera oleae (olive fruit fly), 3680 nucleotides long. The record is from RefSeq and is a predicted model, not a curated record. Lineage: Eukaryota; Metazoa; Arthropoda; Insecta; Diptera; Tephritidae.